UAGUUACUACAAGUUUGGGCGAUUCACAAAAUGAGUUUCGCUAAGCCUGAAUAUAUACAAAACUUUUUGGAUGAAAAGUUUAAAAAACAGAAGCGGAAUGAACGAAUCACGUUGCUGAAAGAUGAUUUCCUUUCAUCCGAACAUGAUGAGCAUGAGAGGGACACAGCUUCUUAUAGAAAGACAGGAGACUCAAGAAACUCUUCAAAUAUUUCAGAAUCUGACGAAAAUAAUCUUCCGCACGAUCAUUCACAGCACAAGCAGAUAAGCAGCGACGCAGAUUGCGAAACAGAUGACAGUUUAUCAUUGUCAAGAAAAUCGAAUAUCUCUUCCAAUAGUUCCUUCGCUCGACGAGCGCAUCAGAAAAAAUCUCGUGAUGCAAAAACCCCGCUUUUCGCAGCAGGCAGUGCUAGUGGCUAUGGCGGCACUUCUGAGAUAGAACUGGACUGUGCUGAGACCUUGGCUACCUAUAGCAAUAACGGGACACCGGUAAAAGGAAUCCUUAAGGCUGGUGCCAAUGCCUCGGCAGAGGCGUCGUACCAGAGUUUUCAAAAUGUGCAAGACUCUGCUCCUGGGCCGAGCAAAUCUUCUGGCGCUCGGAAAAGAAAAAUUCACAAUCAUAAAGGAAAUGCCCACGGUGGUCAUGACGGUGAAGAACAUAUUCACGAGCAUGACCACGAUCACGAAGAUCACGGUUCUGUCGGUUCGUCCGCACCCUCUGAGGUAGAGUCAGAUCAUUGUCACGAUUCGUCGGACGAGAAGACCCAGCGAGAGAACAAAAAAAGGAAAAAGGCAAUGCGAAAGUUGCUUAUUGCUACUGGUCUCAGCUUUUUGUUCAUGGUCGGAGAAAUUGUGGGCGGCUUUCUCGCGAACAGUCUUGCUAUAAUGACUGACGCCAGUCAUCUCUUGACAGACGUCAGUAGCUUUUUAAUCAGCAUCAUAGCACUGAAAAUGGCCGCCCGGCCGAUAUCGAAGAAAAUGACAUUCGGGUGGCAUAGAGCGGAGGUUAUUGGCGCGCUGAUCAGUGUUCUUGCAAUAUGGAUUGUCACUGGCGUUCUUGUGUAUCUGGCCGUAAUGCGAUUAAUUCACAACAACUAUGAAGUUAAUGGAAAAACUAUGCUGAUCACAGCUUCUCUAGCUGUUGGGUUCAAUAUUUUAAUGGGCUUAGUUCUUCACGAACAUUCUCACACUCAUGGUCACUCUCACGGUCAUUCACAUGCGGGACAUUCUCACGAUCACAAUGAUCAUGAUCACGAAGCAGGAAGCAAUGCAUCAAGUCACGAUGAGGAAUCUGGCAAUGUUAAUGUACGUGCUGCUUUCAUUCACGUUAUCGGAGAUCUUUUGCAAAGCUUGGGCGUUCUGACCGCAGCUUUUGUGAUUUAUUUCAAGCCGGAGUACAAGAUAGCGGAUCCGAUUUGUACCUUUCUAUUCUCCAUAUUUGUUCUCAUCACCACAAUCACCAUUCUAAGGGAUACCAUCAUAGUGAUUAUGGAAGGUUCUCCAGUUGGUGUAGAAUAUUCCGUAUUAAAAGAGAAACUGUUAGAAAUAGAAGGUGUAACCGCUGUCCACGAUUUAAGGAUUUGGUCGCUGACACUAAAUCAAACUGUUAUGUCAGCUCAUCUUGCAAUAGAUAAAGGUACAGAUCCGAAUUUAGUGCUGAAGCGCGCCACCCGUCGACUAAAAUCUCUGUACGAUUUUCAUUCGCUAACCAUUCAAGUCGAAUAUUACUCCAACGACAUGGACGAAUGUAAAAAAUGCCAACCAGCCUGACGUAGUUGCUAUGACGUAACUAUGACGUCAUAGUGCUGAAUAAUGCAUUGGCAAACAUAGGUGCAAAAAUGCAGCUAGGUAACCUGAUACAACCUUUACGAAAACAUCUUAUAUAAUACACUGUGGGGAGUCGUAACAUUAUGUGGUUCCCAUAUUAACAUGAUGUAACUAAUACAUGUUGUCAACUCAAAUCUGCUGAAAUAAUUUAUAACGGUUGUUAAUUGGGCGUUUAAUUUGCAAAACCCUAUUGAACUUGUUUCGUAUUUGUAUAAUAUAGUAGGGUUUGGAAAGAUGGAACACAUUUUUAUUCGAUUUUUUCGUCCCACUUGGUAGCAAACAAAGAACAUUCCAAUAAAAACUGUAUCUUCACGACUCGCAUAGACCGUUGUUAGCUGAUUAAAACACGAUCGGAAUAUUUGGAUACUAUUUGCAAAAGGUGUCUCAUCUUUCCCCACCCUAUAUCUGUUUGAAAGCUAAAUUCGAAGUUGCUAGAAUUAUUUUUUCGAUAUGUCUCCGUUUAAUUCAUUUUGUUUACACCAUAUGACCGUACGUAUUUCUGUUUUCUGCACCACCAUUUCUUGUUUUUUUAAUCACAAUUAUCCUCUACCACGGCACGCAACUUGUGAACCACAUCCAGUUUCAUGAUCACUAGAAUCAUGAUCACGAGUUUUAUGAUCACAAUUAUCAUGAUCAAUGAUAAUCGUGAUCACGAGUUUCAUGAUCACAGUAUUAUGAUUAUAUGCUUCAUGAUCAUGAACAUCAUGAUCACAAUUAUCAUGAUCAUGAGUUUUAGGAUCAUGAUUCCAUUUAUCAUGAUUACAAUUAUUAUGAUUGUGAUUUUCGUAUUCACGAGCAUCAUGUUCACGAGUAUUAAAACCAUGAAUAUCACAAAAAUGUCAUUAUCACGAUUGCAAUGAUUACUACCACGCUUAAAGUGUUAUUUUCACGAGUAUCAUAAUCACGAAUAUAUGAUACAAUUAACGUCGUUAGCAAAAACUUUUUUCAAUUAUCGUGGUGUUGACUUAUGUGCAAUAAAGAAGUAAAAAUUACUGAA
Messenger RNA from Ciona intestinalis (vase tunicate), 2821 nucleotides. The record is from RefSeq and is a predicted model, not a curated record. Lineage: Eukaryota; Metazoa; Chordata; Ascidiacea; Phlebobranchia; Cionidae.